Molecule: messenger RNA, 432 nt
Organism: Fusarium poae
Lineage: Eukaryota; Fungi; Ascomycota; Sordariomycetes; Hypocreales; Nectriaceae
Exons: 1
Coding region: 1-432 (143 amino acids)
Source: RefSeq, a predicted model, not a curated record
AUGACAGCUCUUGAUAUCGAAGACCUUUCGGGCACCUUGAGUGAUAACGCGGUUCUGAUGAGCUCCCAUGCUUCAGAACAAACUGGAGCCCUGACCCAAAGGACCCCGGAACAACAUGGUUUUACACAAGCAGUCGUCGCUUUCGACAAAAUGUCUGCUGGUAGAAAGGAAUCAGAAAGUCAAAUAACUCAGAUUGACAGACUAAGAUUAGAGGUUAAACGAUGUGAAGGAUUAUUACAAGAGAGGGACGCUACAAUCGAAGCACAGCGCUUCCACAUUGGUGCUUUAUAUUGCAAUAUUUCUCACUUGACCAACGAAAAGGAAAAGCUUACAGAAACAGUCGCCAGCAUGCAAAAUCAGUUGAAAGACAUUCAAGAGCAAGACUGGCAGACACAUAGCGGUUUGAGGAAAAAGAGGAAGUUUACACACUAA